AUGGCUGAUGUUACUAUAUCGCUUGAACAUAGUAAUAAUCAUCGUCGCGACUCUGAUCAAGAUCACACAUAUUGUAGCGUAGACGAUACUUGUAGCAUGCGUCUUACCGACCGGCUUACAAUGUUUCGCAGCAAGAGUAUUGGUUGCGAUGUUGAUUUUAUCGUUGGAAUAGAGCAAAAAACUAUUAAAGCUCACAGACUUGUUCUUGGUUGUGGUUCAGAAGUAUUUGAGACGAUGUUCUACGGUAAAAUGGUACAGCAAAUGCAAGAGAAUAAUCCAGCGACGGUUGUAGUUCCAGAUGUCACUCCUCAUGCUUUUACAACUCUUAUUAAUUUUCUCUAUUCGGAUUUGAAUAUGGAUUCUAUUAAAUUGGACCUUAAUAAUGUGAUGGAUAUACUCUACGCGGCAAAGAAGUAUGAUAUAAAAACUCUCAUUUCGGCUUGCGUUCAAUAUCUGAUGACUUACUUGACUGCUUCGGAUGCACUUUGUUUACUUUCACAAGCACGCUUCUUCGACGAAGCGCUUCUGAUAAAACACUGUUUAGAGGUGAUUGAUGAAAACACGGAUGAAGCUCUAAAAUCCCCAGGACUUCGAAGUAUUGAUCGUGAUACACUUGUGGCAGUACUGGAGAGAAGUGAGCUGUAUCCGACAAAUGAACUUGUUAUUUUUAGAGCCGCACUGUCAUGGAGUGAAGCGGAAUGUGAACGACGGCAAAUGGAAGUAAAUCCUUCGAAUCAGCGCCAAGUUCUUGGUCCAGUACUUUCACUUAUACGAUUCCCGUUGAUGACAGUUCAUGAAUUUGGUGAGGCAGCUACUUCGUCGUUAUUAAGCUAUGAGGAAGUUGCCCAAGUAUUUCUUCACUUGACAGUUGUUCCGCGUCUACCGGUUCCCUAUCCGACAGGUUUACGAUGUAACGGAUGUUCCCGCCAUGUAGUAAAGCGUUUUGCUACUUUAUCUGAUAAACGCUGUAACAAUCGGGAAAGUAAGUUUUGUUUCAGGGUAGAUCGUCAGAUUUUGGUUAGUGGUUUUGGGAUAUUCGGAUUUGCACCAAGAGCAGGAGAGCUUUUAUCAUCCGUCGAUUCAUCAGCAGCUCUUGACUGGCAAACUGAAGUAGAAAUUGAGUUAUUCACAGUCAAAAUGAGUAAUCGCUCACAAAACUCAGAAGAUUUAAGUGCGACAGAAACUGUUGUCAUUCAGGGAACAAUGAAUGACGUAAAACCCGUUGUAGCUAGUUUUAGAAAACCGGUACCUGUGCUACCUGAUGUUUCUUAUACAGCUAGGAUGAAGUUUCUGGAUGAGGCUGUUAUACAGACCUAUAGUGGCGCAAAAGGCAUCGAAGUAGCGACAGUACCACUACCAUUUGAUGAGAAAAUCAACUUUCAUUUCGAGAGUAGUUCCAGGGAUUCUUAUUGUUGUUAUAAUGAUGUUCCUCAUUGUGAAGGGCAACUUCCUGAAAUACAUUUCUUUAUUCAGUGGCCUGAAGGGACUCAUUAG
This is a messenger RNA of Brugia malayi, 1494 nucleotides long. RefSeq names its product BTB/POZ domain containing protein. Bases 1 to 1494 code for a protein of 497 amino acids. The record is from RefSeq and is a predicted model, not a curated record. Gene Ontology annotation, cellular component: cytosol. The transcript is spliced from 11 exons. Gene Ontology annotation, molecular function: protein binding. Lineage: Eukaryota; Metazoa; Nematoda; Chromadorea; Rhabditida; Onchocercidae. Gene Ontology annotation, biological process: neurogenesis.